AACACAGCCAUUAGAUUCCGGAAAUUAACAAACUCGUGAUGUCAGGAGGAGUGGGAGAGAAACAGACAGCACAGGAGAAAUUUACUUGUAUUUCGUAGUAUUUAUGGACUGUAGAGAAAUGACAUCGUCGUAUGAUGGAGUUUACGCGUGAAAUGAGCGCUGGACAUGUUUCGGGGAGAUUGUGGAUGAUCGCUGGUCCAAACUGAAAGUGUUUUCCGGUGCUUCCUAUUCCAGAUCGACGUUUCAGCAAACAUGACGCGACUCGCAUUGGAACAAGUGACUGAUUUCGGCGAUUUCACCAAAGGCAAGGAUCUAAAAGAGUUUUUCAAACAGGCGUACUCCAACAUCUCAUCUCAAAACUGCCUGUCCGAUGUGCGUCUGAGUCCCGAUGGACGUCACAUUCAUGUCAUUGUGCGUCAGCCCAAAAGUGGUCUUAUGACACAUGACAAAUAUCAACGACCUCAUCUCAUGCAAGGCCAGAAACACGUUGAUUUAGUGCUAACUGGAAAUGUUCCUUUAGUGGAUGUCAUUUAUAUCCCUCAAAGCAAACCAGAAGAUGGAGCCUCUGUGCUGGGAGUCAUUUUUGAGAAUGGAAGAGUGGAAUUCUGGAAAUUCCUGGAGUGCAAAUCAGGCUGGCAUUUACUCCAGACUGUGGAUCUGUGUAACAGCCCUCGUGCUAAAGUCAUUUCUGUGUGCCUGUCUCAGAAUUUCAUUAUAUGGUGUGAGGAGCGACCACCGUCUGAGAACUCUAACAGCGCGUGCAGCAACUUCAGAUUCUGCAUUUGCAAAAAGACUAUAGAAGUUAAUGAAGGAGGCGUCAAUUUAGGAAAUGUGAAAAUUGCAUUGCACAACAAUCCUCGAUACACAACCAUAAAUUCUGGGGAUUUGGUUUAUCUGCUUCCAGACUUGAGGGAAAACUCUUCCCUGGGUGUUUCGAAAGUGUUUCUUGCAUGGUCUCCUGAACAUGACACUUUUAAAGUGCAUAGUGCAUGUAGCUGCACACUUAUGAAAAGCUCAAGCAAGGAAUCUGACUUCAAAAGACUUCUUACAGACUGCAUUGGCUUACUAUCCACCAUAAAUCCUCCUGAUAUCUGUGGAUUCUCUCCCACUGGAUCUGGAGACCUCCUUCUCCUUCUCAGCACUGGUUGGGUAUGCAUUAUGAAGAGGGAAGGCGGUCUUCACAACAUUUACAAACUUCCUGAUAAUUCCCUAAGCGCUAGCGGGACCCAAAAUAGCCUGAAAAUAUAUAACCAAAUCCUUGCACUAACAAUAGGCAGGACCCUCUUCUUAAUCGACACUAACUGUGGUGUGGAAUUAGAACGAAUAAGUCUGAAAACAGAAGGUCUUCUCUUUGUAAACACUUCAGACAGUCACUCUCCACAAAUGCUGUCAGAAACCGGGUUGUUUGUGGUCACGCAAAAACCGAAGACUUCUCCAACGCUUUCAGAAGACUCAAGUGCGUUCUUGGUUGAGUCCGUCUUUGAAGAGGCGUGUAAAUACUAUCAGCAAAGAAGUCUAAGUAGCACACAACUAACGGUGGAGAAGCUCAAAAAAGGCGGGAUGUUUCAAGCGCCCAUAUCGCUAGCUGCCAUCCUCAGGGAUUACCUCAGCAACCAGAAAACCAAAACUGGCGAGAAACAUUCCACAGGUCAAGAACGGCUCAUGAGCUCGCUCGAAUCAGAACUUAAGAGUCUUGUUUUGCUGGAGGACAUCAAGACAUCAAUGGUGAAGGCUUCGGAGAAAGAUCUGGAGAACUAUUGUGAAAGCUUAGUGCAGCAGGAGAUCUGCCGGCUGCUUAACGGUGAGCUAGAAAAGGAGAAUCUUCAAUACCUGAACGGCAUCUUCCAUCUCUUUCCCACUUACUCCUGGCACGCCAUGCAAGCGGUUCUGCACCUGAGGUGCAAUGGUGAAGGUUUGUUGUCAUCUAAAGCUCCUGCUGAGUUGUGGAAAAUCAUCCUCAGCCCAGUGCAAGCAACAGCCAACUUUGCCCACUGCAACGGUCAGCAGAAACACACUACUCUGCCUGUUUUUGAGCUCUUGUGCCACUCCAUCUUCAAAUUCCAGCCUAGCUGGCUCCCCAGGUUUCUUGAACUGGCACAACAGCAAUCAGCCUCCAAGUCUUCUUGGGGUUUUGGGAUGAAGGAGAGCUCUGAGAGCUUGCCGCUCUAUAAACGGGCCUUGACAGUGCUCCCUUGCAAAGACACCUACCAACACCUGGAAGUAGAGCUGCUUUUGUGCAGCGAGCGGCCUAAAGCGAUAAUGCAAGCAUUGCGGAUUCUCAUCAAGCAAAGCCAGUGGGAACGAGUUACGCAGGUAGCUGAGAGGUUCUGUAGACAGAGCCCGCUUUUGAACAAAGAUAUUUUCAGUGCUCUGCUGUGCGAAGUGUCCCAACAUAGAGACCUGGACCCGUAUUUGGACCUGCUGUGGACUCUUUGUCCAGAGGACAUGACUGUGACGAGCAUACUUAACAUUGUAUUGAAAAACCUGCCUGAUUCGACGCAGAACUCGGGACCUUUCGAGGCUCACGGAAGCCAGGUCACCAUCGGGCUUCUGAAACCGCUGCUCAGGAAAGUUCUCCAAAGGGAGACCAAACCGAGCCAAAGGUAUGCAGAUAUCCUUCAAUCACCCACAGUUCCUCCGCUCACUCCUCCACGCCAGCCAAAGGGACUGUUUAGAGAUGCUGAGCAGCAGGAAACCAAGCAGAGGACUUCUGCUGGAUCUCAAACCAGACUGGUCUGACUUUCCCACUUGCAAAAUCACGUCUGACCCUUUCCUUAGAUGUUCUUAAAAGAGUUUAACCCGAAAUUAAAUUCUGUCAACAUUUACUCAAACUCAUGUCAUUCUAAACCUCUAUGACUUUCUUUGGAAGUUUUAAGAAUAUAUUUAACUGUUUUUGUACAUGCAAUAAAACUGUAAUCUAAAACACACUUUGAACCCCAUUGACUUUCAGUGUUCUACAAAACAAAGUGAGUCAUACAGGCUAAAACGACAUGCAGGUGAGUAAAUGAUGACACAAUUUCAUUUCUGGGUCAACUGUCGCUUUAAGAAGUAUUAUCCACCUUGCAUGGUCCGAACAAAUUUAGAGCUUCUUUGGAUCUAACUGUAUUUCAUUAUCUAUUACAAUUGUAAAGUAUAACUCACAACUACUGCUUUACUUAUUCCUAAUAUAGAAUGUAAUAUUAUGUUGUUUUUAUGUUUACUUGGUUUGCUGCAUUUCAGCUGACAUGUUUUGGUGUCUUUUAAACAGUAUUUUCUCUUUCUUAACCUUCAGAUGUGUCUGUUUUAUGAUCAGCACAUGAAGGCAUGCUGCCUACCCUGAUUGUAAUGCAAGGUCAGAGAUGACUAAGCAUUAUCCACAUUUUAUGCUCUAGAUCUUUUAUUUUAUAAACUCUUUGCGUAACAAUGCCUUUGUCUCUGUUGACACUACAGUUAUCAUAUGCUGGUGUAAUUAUUUUAAGAAAAUCACAUGGAAGGUGUAAGCUAAAAACUGUAUUCGUUAUUAAUAAAAAAAAUGUACAGUAAUAAAAAAUGUAAUGUGCAUGCUGAUGCAUUGUACAUUUUAGAUUUGGUCAUUUCAUGUUAAAUAUGUUUUCAGGAUUCCUCUUGUAUUUAGUGCUAUGACAGGGAUUUUAACAUUGUUUAAAACAAUUAAAUAUGACUCUCAUGUA
This is a messenger RNA of Labeo rohita (rohu), 3668 nucleotides long. RefSeq names its product BLOC-2 complex member HPS6. The coding region runs from base 253 to 2739 and encodes 828 amino acids. The transcript has a single exon. Gene Ontology annotation, biological process: melanocyte differentiation; organelle organization; lysosome localization. Gene Ontology annotation, cellular component: lysosomal membrane; BLOC-2 complex. The record is from RefSeq and is a predicted model, not a curated record. NCBI's taxonomy places the organism in Eukaryota, Metazoa, Chordata, Actinopteri, Cypriniformes, Cyprinidae.